AUGGAUCCUUACAACACCAAAGAGGCUAUCCUCCAGCUUGGUAUCAUUGAUCCAGUGAUGAAAGAAAUAUUCAAGAAGAACCCGCCUCUCGACCUAUCUGUACUGCCAUAUGAAGUUGUACGCGCAGACUCACUCAUGGGUGAAAAAGCCACCUGCGAGAGGUUAUCGAAACAUGGUACUCAAGAGACGCUGAAGACCAUUCCCAUGCGAGAUGGCUAUGAAAGCGAGAUUCGCGUGAUCAAGCCGCCCGAUGUACAGCCCAGCACCCCGCUUGUGAUAUUGAUCUACGGUGGUGGAUUUAUCAUGGGCACGAACCUGCAACUAGUCCCCUGGGCGACAGCAACUGCGGCACUCUACGGAGCAACAGUGGUUCUACCUUCCUACCGAUUGGCACCAGAGCACAAAUUUCCGAUCUCCCACAACGACAUCUGGGAUACGGUGAAAUGGCUCUCUACAAAUGCCUCUUCACUGGGUGCCGACCUCUCCAGAGGCUUCAUCAUUGGCGGCAGCUCAGCCGGUGCCAACCUAUCGAUAUCUACAGCUCACCGCGCCAAGAGAGAGAAUCUCUCCCCUCCAAUAACAGGCGUGUUGGCCUCCGUUCCACCCUGCAUGACCGAGGAGACUGUUCCAUCGAAAUACAAAGACCUAUGGUUGUCACAUGAGCAGAAUGCGCUUUCGCCCGUGUGCAGCGCAAAGGACAUUGAAGCCUGGAUGAAGUUGUUUAAGCCAGAUUAUCUAUCUGUUGAUUUCUCGCCGUUGAAUUCAGACGUCCCGCUUACUGGCAUGCCACCCACUUACGUGCAGGUGGAUGGGAUGGAUGUUCUGCGCGAUGAUGGCUUGAUCUAUGAGAGACUGCUUCGUGACGAAGGCGUCCCGACUCGUCUGGAUGUUUACCCCGGCAUGCCGCAUGGCCAUUGGCUGUGGCCUGAACAUCCGUUAUCGACCACGUCGCAGAUUGAUGUACUCUGUGCUAUUGGAUGGCUGCUUGGCCAAGAGCCUGCGAGGGAGGAAGUUGAGCGUCUGUGGAGCACGGCGCCUUAG
Messenger RNA from Penicillium bovifimosum, 1041 nucleotides. Its product is annotated as alpha/beta hydrolase. The transcript is spliced from 2 exons. Bases 1 to 1041 code for a protein of 346 amino acids. Lineage: Eukaryota; Fungi; Ascomycota; Eurotiomycetes; Eurotiales; Aspergillaceae. The record is from RefSeq and is a predicted model, not a curated record. Gene Ontology annotation, molecular function: hydrolase activity.